Molecule: messenger RNA, 2662 nt
Organism: Polyodon spathula (Mississippi paddlefish)
Lineage: Eukaryota; Metazoa; Chordata; Actinopteri; Acipenseriformes; Polyodontidae
Product: megakaryocyte-associated tyrosine-protein kinase-like
Exons: 12
Coding region: 64-1419 (451 amino acids)
Biological process (GO): protein phosphorylation
Molecular function (GO): protein binding; protein tyrosine kinase activity; ATP binding
Source: RefSeq, a predicted model, not a curated record
UCCAUUUCACAGGUGGUCUUCUCUACAGGCUUCAUGAACUAGUCCAGAAACAGAAUCAACGAGAUGUCAUCUAAAACCUGGUUAACAGGCACUCAGUGCAUUGCCAAGUGUGACCACGCCAAGCCUAAGGCAGGGGAGCUGAGCUACCACAAGGGAGACAUCCUGACCAUUGUGGAAGCUGGACUGGGCAAAGGGGUUUACCUGGCCCAGCACAACAAGACAGAGGAGAAGGGCACUGUGUCUGCAAGCUGCCUGCGAGAGAGGGAGGCAAUCAGAGUGGACCCCAGCCUCAGUCUCAUGCCGUGGUUCCACGGGAAGAUCUCUGGUCCGGAGGCGGUCCUCAAGCUCGCCCCUCCAGAGGACGGGCUGUUUCUGGUGCGCGAGUCGAUUCGUCACCCCGGAGACUACGUGCUUUGUGUGAGCUUCCAGAGAGAGGUCAUCCACUACCGGGUCAUCUACAAGGACAGCAAGCUGACCAUUGACCACGUGCAGUACUUCUACAACCUCAUUGACAUGAUCCAGUCUUACAUGAAGGAGAAAGGAGCGAUCGCCACCACCCUGCAGAAACCCAAACAGAAAGAGGGCACCAAGUCAGCCGCGGAGGAGCUUUCCAAAGCGGGGUGGCUACUGGACAUGAAGAAACUGACCCUGGGAGAGAGUAUCGGAGAGGGAGAGUUUGGAGCUGUUUUUAAAGGGGAGUACAUGGGUCAGAAGGUGGCUGUGAAGAACAUCAAGUGUGAUGUCACUGCCCAGGCCUUUCUGGAGGAAACUGCGGUCAUGACGAAGCUGCAGCACCCUAACCUGGUGCGCUUGCUCGGGGUGAUCCUGCACAACGGGCUGCACAUCGUCACGGAGUUCAUGGCCAAGGGGAACCUGGUGAACUUCCUGCGGUCUCGGGGGCGCUCGCUCAUCAACGCUCGCCAGCUGCUCCGCUUCGCACUUGAUGUGUGUGAAGGGAUGGAGUAUCUGGAGUCCAGGAAGUUCGUCCAUCGCGACCUGGCCGCACGCAACAUCCUGGUGUCCAGCGACAACGCGGCCAAGGUCAGCGACUUCGGCCUGGCCAAGGUGGACCCCAAAUCCAUGGACAAUGCCAAACUGCCGGUCAAGUGGACGGCCCCCGAGGCGCUGAAGAAAGAGCAAAAGUUCUCGACUCGCUCGGACGUCUGGAGCUAUGGAGUCCUGCUCUGGGAGACCUUCUCAUACGGCAGGCAGCCGUACCCCAAGAUGACCCUCAAGGAGGUGAAGGAGAAGGUGGAGAAGGGCUAUCGCAUGGAGGCUCCAGAGGACUGCCCCCCUGCCGUGUACGCCCUGAUGCGGAGCUGCUGGGAGAACGAUCCCGGGAAGCGGCCGUCUUUCCGCAAGCUGAGAGAGAAGCUGGAGAAGGAGCACCGAAGCUGGGAGCCCACGCCAGGCAGCUGAUCCAGCCAGGGCACACACCCCCAUCGCUCCACCAACAGAGAGGCUUCUCCCAUGCAGCCUAGCACCAGACUCCCAUUUCAGGAAGCGCUAAUCACUUUUCAAAUCCAUUUUAUUGCCUCUUUUAUUAGCACUCGCAAUAUUAGCAUUGGUCCCCCUUUUUACUUUGUUGAAAAUCUGGCAAAGGCGCAGACAGACGGACCAAACUGUUCACCUGGAGCAGAAAGACAGGCCAGUGUGACACUGUACUAGAUUCUUUCGAACACGUGAAACGUUCUCCGAGAGCCGUUGCUUGCUCUCGAGACCACUCUACCACACCGCUAUCAGCUUACCCUGUGUGCUCCGUUUUCAUAACGGCCACCAAUCAGUGAACAUUUUGACGGCGAGCGAGAUUGCUGCUGGCACUGUAAAAGGUAGUAAUUUUUUUUUUUUUUUUUCAACAAUAUGAAAUGAUGAAAUGAAUUGCCCUAAAUGCAAUUCUUCUAGGUCCCUAACCCUAAUGUUAAGGCAGGUGGGUGUGUGUUGAAAUUAAACUCCGUAUUCAAAUUCUCUCACCUGGCCUGUCUUUCUACACCUAUAUUUAAUUACUAUAUAUGUAUAUAUUUUUUUUACUAUGGAAUAUGCAGCGCUAUGGAUGAAAAGCUACUGCUGCUUCGUGCAUGUGCUGUAGUUCAAACUACAAUUAGACCAUGUGAACUGCAGCUAUAGCACCUUGAAUCCAGUUGUAUUAUCUAGGUGUGGAUUAUACCCUGAAUUAAAAUGUGAAAAAGUUAAGAACCGAGAGAUUGCUAGCAGCGUGGGUUAUGAUGGGAAUGAAGCUAAAAAGAGGUAAGAGAUGGAUGUGAAAGCACUGGUCAGCUCUCAAGGGCUUCCCCACGUUCUUCAUUGGUCACCCCUGAGCUUAGAUGCAUCACAGAGGCACAGGGCUAACUAGAACUGCCUUUCCUCCUCCCGCAAGGCUGUGUGCUCUUUGGUUUAGGGCAGGAGCUCAGCGAGUCGGUGUGAUCUUCUGGUUGCAGCGCAGGAUGGGAGUGUCUUUGUGUGUAGAUCUGAAAACUCAAAAGGCUUCUUACCGGGCUGGGAGAGAGUGGAACACUUAAGAAUGUAUAAACUUUUCAAACACUGUGAACUUCUGUUAUUGAGGAUGGAAUGCACUGCAUGGAUAACCCGGAGCAUGUAUUAUACAGUGUGUGUCUGUCUGUCUCUCUCUCUCUCUCUCUCUCUCUCUCUCUCUCUCUCUCUCUCU